AGGCGGCAGGAGGAUAUGGGACACGUCCUGUCAUUCACACAUUGCAAGGAUGCACCAUCAACAGCAUCUAGUACACCAGACUCCUGCCCCCCCAAUGGUGAUGCUGAUGAACUCACGGUGACCCCGGUUGAACUCUGGCCCACUCCCACCCCUCAGGAGCCAACAUUUUCUUACAUCACAAUAGGGGGUUAUACCCCCUUGACUCGUCCCCCAGUGAGACCUCGGAGAGGUUGUGGCCAGAGAAGAGGAUCUCUCAAAAGGAAGGGGUCAGAGAUGGAGGAGGAUCAGGUCUCCUUUGUCCUAUUGGAGGAGGCUUGCAAAGCGGUACAAGCCCUGCCCAUGAGGAGCCAUGAAGAAGAAGAAGAGGAGGAGGAAGAGUUUGUGGAGCAGCUCCACCCUCGAAUAGUUGAUUCCAGGGCAGCUGUAGGACUCAGAGUUUAUGCCAUGACAGAUGAAGACUCCUGGCAGUGGUCUUUGAAAGACAGGGCAAAUGGAGCCAACCCCUUCCAGCAGUACCUGGACACUGACAUCACACCCACCACUAAGCAGAUGGAAGCACUGACCGCUCGUAUCCUCUCCCUCUGCUGCUCCGCACUGGUCACGUUACGUGCGCUCUUCUUUGUGCAGGAUUUGAAGGAGUCACUUAAGUUCCUGCUCCUCCUCUACCUCCUCACGUACGUUGGUGCAGUAUUGAAUGGGAUCACACUAUUACUGCUGGUUGUUAUUGGAAGUUUUACAUUUCCCAUCCUCUACAAACAGCAUCAGGUGAAGGUGGAUCAUUAUGUCUCUUUGGUCACCAAGCAGCUGAGAGCGAUACGGGCCAAAAUAAGGGCCAACAUCAGAAGACCUCCGGGAAAACAAAGUUAGUUAAUCCGAAGGUAUCAAAGGCCUUACCACGAUGUUAAGCACCUCGGUUUUUACCUACUAAAUGAACUAUAAUAUGGCAGAAAUGUUAACCCCAUGUGAUACAAUGAAACACCCCCAGCCCAGAAUCUUCAGUAUUUACAUUCAUUUAAUCAUUUAUAUUUAUUAAUAACAAUGUCACAACCAUUUACUCCCCAUUUUUUCUGAUACUAUUCAUAAUAAUAAAACAACUUUUUUAUUUCCA
Bombina bombina (fire-bellied toad) is the source of this 1108-nucleotide messenger RNA. RefSeq names its product reticulon 2 (gene RTN2). The record is from RefSeq and is a predicted model, not a curated record. The coding region runs from base 16 to 867 and encodes 283 amino acids. The transcript is spliced from 10 exons. NCBI's taxonomy places the organism in Eukaryota, Metazoa, Chordata, Amphibia, Anura, Bombinatoridae.